UAUGAACUUAAGAGAGCUAAUGAAUUUUCCCAAUUACUUCUAUUAAAAUUCUUUAUCUUCUUUCUUUUCAAGUAAAGGCUUCUUAGUCUCAAGAUGGAGAUAGAAGUCGGGAGGAGCACUGGUGGUGGUGAUGGUAGCCACAACGGCAGUACAAUGGCGGAACAUGGUGAUAGUAAUGACGAAGGUGGUGGUGGAGAAAGCAUGGGUCGGAGUCAGAGCAUGAAGGAAAGGGCAAGUUAUCUGGUGUGGCAAGAUCUAAGGGUGAUGCUCCCAAGCUCCGGUGAUGGACCAACAAAGCGGUUGCUCCAUGGUCUCAACGGUUUUGCAGAACCCGGUCGGAUCAUGGCUAUCAUGGGUCCUUCUGGUUCGGGCAAAUCCACACUUCUUGAUGCAUUAGCAGGUAGACUAUCAAAGAAUGUGGUGAUGGCUGGAGAUGUUCUACUAAACGGGGAGAAGAAGAAACUAACCUAUGGUGUUGUUGCUUAUGUGACACAAGAAGAUGUUCUAAUGGGAACCCUCUCAGUGAGGGAAACCAUCACUUACUUAGCUCAUUUGAGGCUUCCACCAACAUUAACCAAAGAAGAAGUCAAAGAUACAAUAGAGGGGACAAUAUCAGAGAUGGGGCUCGAGGAUUGUGCAGAUAGGUUGAUCGGAAAUUGGCACUUGAGAGGUAUAAGUGGUGGAGAGAAGAAAAGGCUAAGUAUUGCACUUGAAAUCCUCGUGAGACCACGAGUUUUGUUUCUAGAUGAACCUACAAGUGGACUCGAUAGUGCCUCUGCAUUUUUCGUGGUUCAUGCUCUAAAAAGCAUGGCUCGUGAUGGAAGAACAGUCAUUUCUUCAAUUCACCAGCCAAGUAGUGAAGUCUUUGCAUUGUUUGACGACUUGUAUCUUUUAUCUGGAGGUGAAACUGUCUAUUUUGGAGAAGCCAAAGAAGCUAUUGAGUUUUUUGCUGAAUCGGGGUUCCCGUGUCCCAUCAAGAGAAAUCCUUCCGAUCAUUUUCUACGUUGUAUCAAUUCAGAUUUCGAUGUCGUGACAGCUACACUAAAAGGCUCAUUGAGAAUUCAAGAAAAACGAGAAGAAUCAGACCCUUUUAUGAAUAUGGGAACAACACAGAUCAAAGCAACCUUAGUAGAAAAAUACCGGUGGUCAAAACACGCCGUGAAAGCCCGAGCAAGAAUGAAACACCUCUCCACAAUCCGAGGACCUGCGAGCUGGGCAAAUACAGCAAGCCAUGCUGGAUGGUGGAAGCAACUUGACACACUAACUCGACGAUCGUUCGUGAACAUGUCAAGAGAUAUGGGAUAUUACUGGUUGAGAAUAAUCAUCUACUUAGUCGUAUCAAUAUGCGUUGGGACAAUCUUCUUCGAUGUGGGUACGAGUUACACUGCCAUUCUUGCAAGGGGAGCUUGUGGUGGUUUCAUAACAGGGUUUAUGACUUUCAUGUCAAUCGGAAGUUUCCCUUCAUUUAUCGAAGAUAUGAAGAUCUUUACUCGAGAACGUCUCAAUGGCUACUACGGGGUUGGUGUGUUUAUACUUGCAAACUUCCUAUCUUCGUUCCCGUUCUUGGUGGCAGUUUCUCUAGUCACCGGAACAAUCACAUGGAACAUGGUGAAGUUCAAUCAUGGAUUCUCGCGCUACGCUUUCUACUGUCUCAACCUGUUUGGCUCGAUUGCAGUGAUCGAGAGCUGUAUGAUGAUUGUUGCAGCUCUUGUUCCGAAUUUCUUGUUUGGGCUCGUAGUUGGUGCUGGAGUUCUCGGGGUUAUGAUGAUGACUUCAGGUUUCUUUCGUCAACUUCCCGAUCUUCCAAAGCCAUUUUGGCGUUACCCUGUGUCGUAUAUAAACUACGGAUCAUGGGCAAUACAGGGAGGAUACAAGAAUGAUCUAUUGAAUUUGGAGUUUGAUGGGUUAUCACCGGGAGACCCGAAAACCACCGGCAGGGAGGUGAUAACGAAGUUGUUCCGGAUGCCGUUGACUCACUCGAAGUGGUGGGACUUGUUUGCGAUAUAUGCGCUUCUUGUGAGUUACAGACUGACGUUCUUUUUAGUUCUCAAGUUAAAGGAGAAAGUGUUGCCGUUUUUACAGUCGAUGUAUGCAAAGAGAACUGUACAUCGACUGAAAAGGCGAGCUUCUUUCGUAAAGUUCCCUUCUUCGAGACGAUACCAAAACCUUCGCACUUUGUCGGCACAAGAGGGCUUUAGUUCUCCGAUCCCAUAGCUCAAAAACACGGUUAGGCGGGAACAAAAAGUUUUUCGCGGUCUUCUGAAAACGUAUGCUGACGACAUGUCGUCGAUAUAUGUCACGAUACCGUUUUGGGAGAGCUAUACCGACGACACGUCUUCUCCAUGCCACGCUGGCAAUCCGAGUGAAAUGGCUAUCCCGACGACUUGUCGUCGGUACAACGCUCUAUUUUUUUCCCAGCAAUUAAACAAAACGACAUAGUCUUGGGUACCAUAUACCGAUGACUUGUCGUCAGCAUAGGGUUUAGCCCCAUCAAGACCAACGACUGCGUCAUUUCACUUCCGAUUUCUCUCUUUCUCUCUUUCCGUCGACAACCAAAUCUCCUCCGGCCACUCCCCUUCGCCGGCAACUAGCAACUUUCACCUCCGAUAUUGGGGUAUUAUUUCUGAUUGCAACCUUCAUAGCCUUCAUCAUCGCCAGCCCUUCACCACCACCGGCCUCUACAACUAGCUACACCGGUCAUUUUGAGAUGUGUAUAUAUUUGGGCAAAAAUGGGCAAAAAUGGGCAGAUUUCUGUUUUGUGUUAUUUGUUUAGGCCAAUGUUUCAAAAACCGGUUUGAACCGAUUGGACAGAAAAUCGAGGGAGGG
Molecule: messenger RNA, 2826 nt
Organism: Lactuca virosa
Lineage: Eukaryota; Viridiplantae; Streptophyta; Magnoliopsida; Asterales; Asteraceae
Source: the annotation of a GenBank genome assembly